Molecule: messenger RNA, 1624 nt
Organism: Cannabis sativa
Lineage: Eukaryota; Viridiplantae; Streptophyta; Magnoliopsida; Rosales; Cannabaceae
Product: MDIS1-interacting receptor like kinase 2-like
Exons: 2
Coding region: 75-1529 (484 amino acids)
Biological process (GO): protein phosphorylation
Molecular function (GO): ATP binding; protein kinase activity; protein binding
Source: RefSeq, a predicted model, not a curated record
ACAAUUUAGAAGGUGAAGUACCAAAUUGGUUAGGUAAUUUUCAAGGAUUGUUGAGCUUAAACCUAAGUCACAAUAUGCUAUCGAGUAAAAUACCACUAGAGCUUGGAAAUUUGGUCUCUAUACGUUAUGUAUUGGAUCUUAGCAACAAUUUACUUAUUGGAGAGAUACCUACAAGCCUGUCCAAGCUUACAAUGUUAGAAAUUCUCAACAUCUCUCAUAACCACCUCUCUGGUAGUAUUCCACAAUCAUUUUCCAACCUAAUAAGCAUACGUUACAUCGAUUUUUCUUACAACAACUUGACGGGUCCGAUACCAACUGGAGCCAUUUUCCAAAAUGCUUCAAAAAGUUUUUAUGAUGGAAAUCUCGGAUUGUGUGGAAAAGCUACUGGACUUAAUCCCUGUAAAAGGCAAAGAAACAGAAUUAGCAAUGGUCUUAUAUUAGUCAUUUCUCUUGUUUGUGGCUUAAUACUGUUUGUUACUGUCCUUGUUAUCACUCUCAUAUUGUGUCAUAAAUUCAAAGUGUUGGAUAAGCACAAAAAAGAUUCCAAGAAAAAUGACACGCACCAAUCAUUGAUAUGGGAAAAGGAAGCAAAAUUUACAUUUGGAGAAAUUGUAGAGGCAACUGAAGACUUUGAUGACAAGUAUUGCAUUGGGAAAGGAGGUUUUGGUACCGUUUACAAGGCCAUAUUGAGAGCACAUGAGUUAGUUCUAGCGGUUAAGCGGUUGCACAUGUCAGAUUCAAGUGAUAUUUCAGAAGUUAGUCGCAUUAGUUUCGAGAAUGAGAUUCGAACUUUGACCGAAGUCCGACAUCGAAACAUUGUAAAACUUUAUGGAUUUUGUUCAAGAAACAAUGGUUUGUACUUGGUGUAUAAGUAUGCAAACAAGGGUAGUCUUGCUAAAGUAUUAUAUGAAUCAUCAGAUCUUGAUUGGGAUUCAAGAGUGAAGAUUGUUCAAGGAUUAGCCCAUGCAAUCUCAUACUUGCACCACGACUGUUCUCCACCAAUCGUUCAUCGCGACGUGUCCUUAAACAAUGUACUACUUGGCUCUGAUUUUGUUCCAAUAUUGUCAGACUUUGGCACGGCUCGGUUGUUGACUCCAGACUUGUCCAUUUGGACAAAUAUAGCUGGAUCCUAUGGCUACAUGGCCCCAGAGCUGGCUUUGACUAUGUGUGUGACUGAAAAGUGUGAUGUGUAUAGUUUUGGAGUGGUAGCUUUAGAAAUUAUGAUGGGAAAACACCCUGGAGAAUUGUUGGAAUCUUUAUCGUCUACUCGUUCAACAGAUGUGGAGAAUAUGCUAUUAAAAGAUGUGUUAGAUCAACGGUUAUUACUUCCUACUGGGAGAUUAUCAGCUGUUGUGGUGUUGAUGGUGAGCUUGGCAUUGUCAUGUACUAGAAUUAGACCAGAUUCACGACCCACUAUGCAUUUUGUGGCACAAGAAUUAUCGACAAGGAGUCGAGCUUCCAUGAUCUCUGAGCCAUUGAGGACUAUUACGAUUGAGAAACUUGCUGUACUCCAAUAUCAACAACAGUAGAAAGAAUAAUUUCUUUUAUUACAAUUAAAGCUAGUAUUCAUGUAACAUAAUAGGUAAUUAACUCAUUCUAUAUGGAACUUGGAAAGGCUUUUUAU